Molecule: messenger RNA, 838 nt
Organism: Emericellopsis atlantica
Lineage: Eukaryota; Fungi; Ascomycota; Sordariomycetes; Hypocreales; Bionectriaceae
Product: small nuclear ribonucleoprotein
Exons: 4
Coding region: 167-427 (86 amino acids)
Biological process (GO): mRNA splicing, via spliceosome; spliceosomal snRNP assembly
Cellular component (GO): precatalytic spliceosome; spliceosomal tri-snRNP complex; catalytic step 2 spliceosome
Molecular function (GO): RNA binding
Source: RefSeq, a predicted model, not a curated record
ACCUGAACUUGUUCGUGACGACAAGGCUGCUGAAGUCGCGAACGAGAUGCGCUAUCUUAUCGGCACGUGACUCCAUUUUUUCGAGCUUCGACAUGCAUCAGGUCACCGCGUCGCAACCGUGCCUGUCGACGCCGUACCCCUAGCAAUCCAACAGAAUCAGCUCAAGAUGCCUCCCGCACAGCCUGAGCUCAAGAAGUACCUCGACAAGCGCCUCUUUGUGCAAUUGAACGGCAGCCGCAAAGUCAUCGGCAUUCUCCGCGGCUACGAUGUCUUCUUGAAUGUGGUUCUCGAUGAGGCAGUAGAGGAGAAGGACGGCGGCGAAAAGGUUCGCCUGGGUAUGGUGGUCAUUCGCGGUAACUCGGUCGUCAUGCUUGAAGCACUAGAGAGGAUCGGCGGCGACGACAGACAACACCACCAUCACCGAUAGGGCGGCGCCUACGAGGGGAUUUUGACAGCACAAAAUUGUACUUGGCGUUUAUGCGGAUAAAGGGGGCAUUUGAUCUUUGGAACGGCUUCAUGACACAAGCUGCGCUACACUAUGAGAAUGAUAUACCCAUCUCAACAGAGCGAACCCGAGCGAAUUAGCUGGGCGGUUGCUUCCAGACCUUUUCGUCGUAAAAGUCCAUGAGGUCGCCGUCGUACGUUUUGACCCAUCCUUUGAUUCCGCCGGUCAGAAUGAGGGCUUGAAUGUCCUGUUCGCCGACCUCGUUGAGGUAGUCCUGCAUCCAGUUGGCUGACCUUGGGCCGCGGCCAUUCGAGCUGCCUUUCUUCUGUGUGAGUGAUAGUCGGCACACGGAGGGAAUGGGGAGAGCCUACCGCAGUAGAAUAUGAUCUUUUU